AUCGCCGCGGGUUGCAGAAGUCUACAUUAUGUAGGUGGGGCUGGAUGAACCAAACUGACGAUCUUUACCUGAUACCUAUGAGACUCACUAUAACUUAACUGGGAUGGAGGACUCUACUGUAGACCCUAUGACAGCCAGUGAACCAGAGGUCCCAGCCGCGGUGGUUCCUGGUGAAGGCACUCUGGUAAUAGGACUGGGAGAUGAGGUGGUGAUAGGUGGUGUGGUGGUGCUAGUCUCGCUGGCCACACUCCUCAUCCUUCUACGCCACGGACACAGCCAACGUGGUCUCCAUCCUGACCAGGCACACAUUGUAGAAGACACACGACGUGAUAUGGGUAUAGAGCAACCAGCCAUUGAAGUGGCUCCAGACGAGAGGUGCCCUGUGUGUCUGGCCCCUCUAGCCCUCCCAGUACAGACCAACUGUGGACAUACCUUCUGUGCACAGUGUGUACUCAGCUAUUGGAGGCAUGACCAAUGGCCCAGGGCAGCAAGAUGCCCCAUCUGUAGGAGACAGGUGACACUGCUGCUGGCUGGCCAUGCUCUGAGGGAAGAGGAAGGACAAGAACUGUGGACACAGGUCACUGACUACAACCAGAGAAUGUCAGGGCAAUGGAGACCGUUGAUGCACUACCUGUACGAUGUGCCCACAAUACUCACUCACAUGUUCCCUCACCUCCCCCCCCCCUCAGUUGAUGCACUACCUGUACGAUGUGCCCACAAUACUCACUCACAUGUUCCCUCACCUCCCCCCCCUCAGUUGAUGCACUACCUGUACGAUGUGCCCACAAUACUCACUCACAUGUUCCCUCACCUCCCCCCCCCUCAGUUGAUGCACUACCUGUACGAUGUGCCCACAAUACUCACUCACAUGUUCCCUCACCUCCCCCCUCAGUUGAUGCACUACCUGUACGAUGUGCCCACAAUACUCACUCACAUGUUCCCUCACCCCCCCCCCUCAGUUGAUGCACUACCUGUACGAUGUGCCCACAAUACUCACUCACAUGUUCCCUCACCUCCCCCCCUCAGUUGAUGCACUACCUGUACGAUGUGCCCACAAUACUCACUCACAUGUUCCCUCACCUCCCCCCCUCAGUUGAUGCACUACCUGUACGAUGUGCCCACAAUACUCACUCACAUGUUCCCUCACCUCCCCCCCCUCAGUUGAUGCACUACCUGUACGAUGUGCCCACAAUACUCACUCACAUGUUCCCUCACCUCCCCCCCUCAGUUGAUGCACUACCUGUACGAUGUGCCCACAAUACUCACUCACAUGUUCCCUCACCUCCCCCCCCCCUCAGUUGAUGCACUACCUGUACGAUGUGCCCACAAUACUCACUCACAUGUUCCCUCACCUCCCCCCCCCUCAGUUGAUGCACUACCUGUACGAUGUGCCCACAAUACUCACUCACAUGUUCCCUCACCUCCCCCCCCUCAGUUGAUGCACUACCUGUACGAUGUGCCCACAAUACUCACUCACAUGUUCCCUCACCUCC
This is a messenger RNA of Halichondria panicea, 1493 nucleotides long. Its product is annotated as E3 ubiquitin-protein ligase RNF170-like. The coding region runs from base 104 to 1030 and encodes 308 amino acids. Gene Ontology annotation, molecular function: ubiquitin protein ligase activity. The record is from RefSeq and is a predicted model, not a curated record. The transcript has 4 exons. Lineage: Eukaryota; Metazoa; Porifera; Demospongiae; Suberitida; Halichondriidae.